GAGAAAAGCGCGAAAACCUCGAAGCAAAACCUCUGAGGAGAGGACUCAGCUUGACUGCAAAAAAUCGGUCCAGCAGCAGAUAAACUGAACCACGAGGAAUCACUGUCAUGGAUCCUGCCAUAACAAUAGAAAGCUUAAAAAAAGACCUUGCUGAAGUGAAGGCUGCUUUGGAGCAAAAGAAAUUAGAAGAUGUUUCGGCUGAAGCUCAACAGCAGUCAAAUUUAUUAAAGAACAUCAGGUUGGCAAUUGCCAUCACAGGAAGUUCAGGUGCUGGGAAAUCAUCUUUCGUCAAUGCCCUGCGAGGAAUGAAAGAUCGUGCAGAGGGGGCAGCUAAAACGGGGGUGAAAGAAACAACAAUGGUGCCACAAGAAUAUUCAUACCCCACAUUCCCCAACUUCAAAAUUUGGGAUCUACCAGGAAUUGGAACAGUUAAAUUUAGUGCAAAGGAAUACCUAACAAAGGUCAAUUUCAGCAAUUAUGAUUUUUUCAUCAUUGUCUCCUCGGGACGCUUCACUGAGGAUGACACCAACUUGGCUCUUGAGAUCCAGAAAAAUAAGAAGAAAUUCUACUAUGUGCGUAGCAAAGUGGAUGUCGAUAUAGAUAAUGACAGGCGGUCAAAAGGCAUCGAUUUGGAGGACACCCAUGAGGUGAUGCAGUCUGAGAAGGAAACUCUUGACACUGUACGGAAAGAUAGCUAUGAUAAUUUGAAGGCGUUAGGUGUGUCUUCUCCAAGGGUCUUUCUAAUAUCGAGGUGGGAUUUGAGCAAGUAUGAUUUCCCCCUGCUUCAAGAGACCUUUGAAAAGGAACAGGAUGAACUCAAGAGAGAUGUUUUAAUCAUGUGUCUUCCGAUUUUAACAAAAGAUAGCAUUAAAAAGAAGAAGGCUGCUAUGGAGAGCCUGAUAUGGAAAAAAGCCAUUGCAAGUUGUGCUGUUGGGUUGAUUCCGCUCCCACUCCUCUCGUUUGGUUUUGACAUUUCCAUUGUGGUUUCGACAAUGAGGGAUAUCGGCAAAGUUUUUGGCUUGGAUGAUUAUUCCCUCAAUAUACUAGCAAACCGAGUGGGGAAACCUGUUGAGGAGUUGAAAUCUGUUAUUGAACAUACCCCAAGCACCGAUAAGAUCACGGCAGAAUUCGUCAUGGAUAUCUUGAAGAGUUCAGCAAUGUGGGGAACAAUCACAGUGGUAGAGAUGGUUCUGGAUUUCAUACCUCUGUUGGGGUCUCUCUAUGGUGGGGGCAGUUCUUUUGCUACCACAUUCUACUUGCUGAAGAAUUUCCUGGAAAACGCUGUGAAAGAUGCAGAGAAAGUUCAGGCAAAGGCUGCUGAGCCCAAGAGACACAAGUAAACAGCCAAUACAUCUACCUGGGAAGAGAGAUCCAGGUGAAGCAUGCAUUAUCUCAUCUUUCUACCACAUCAUCAACCAAUAGCUUUCUUCACAAGUGUGACCUCUGGUCUUGGAACAUGGCAUCCUAGCAUGCUCCCUCUCUUCCUCUUCAGCUCAGCACAGACUGGAAAGAGAAGGUGCUGAAUUGCAACUCAUUACCAAGCUUAAAACCAUGGAGAGACCUGGUCUGAAUAAGGACACU
Molecule: messenger RNA, 1581 nt
Organism: Zootoca vivipara (common lizard)
Lineage: Eukaryota; Metazoa; Chordata; Lepidosauria; Squamata; Lacertidae
Product: interferon-inducible GTPase 5-like
Cellular component (GO): membrane
Molecular function (GO): GTP binding; GTPase activity
Source: RefSeq, a predicted model, not a curated record